AUGGUUCUCACUGGAAGCUGCAUGUGCGCCGAGCCUGCUGUAAAGGCAGUAUGCCACUGUCUGAAUUGCCAAAAGUUCAGUGGAUCUGCCUUCACUACAAAUUUUAUUAUUCCUCGAUCAGCCUUUAAGGUUGUGUUUGGUAGCCCCAAGUCUGGCGAGUAUUUAGCCGACUCCGGGUAUAAAUAUCAUACAUUCUUUUGCGGAGAUUGCGGAUCUUCUCUCUACGGCCAACCAGAGUCUUUGCCCGAAAUGAUGUCUAUCAAAGCCGGGUCGUUGGAUCCAGAGCAAGCACGGCUUGCAGAUGGGAAUAUUGAUGCUGAAGCUUUUGUCAAGCGGCGUGUGACCUACCUGAAGCCCAUUGACGGAGCGAGCCAAGUCGAAGGUAUGAUCCAGGCAUGA
This is a messenger RNA of Aspergillus pseudonomiae, 399 nucleotides long. Its product is annotated as GFA family protein. The transcript is spliced from 4 exons. Bases 1 to 399 code for a protein of 132 amino acids. The record is from RefSeq and is a predicted model, not a curated record. Gene Ontology annotation, molecular function: carbon-sulfur lyase activity. Lineage: Eukaryota; Fungi; Ascomycota; Eurotiomycetes; Eurotiales; Aspergillaceae.